GAAAAUCCCAAUUCUGCUCCCACUUAAGUUAAAGUUCCCAGUGAGUUUCAAUGACAGCAGGAUCAGCUACCUUUGUUUUUACUGACUAGAAGCUUAACAAAACCUCCCAAGAGUACUUUUGUCUUGAUCACAACCAAGAUUGUCACUAAACAUGAAAGAAUACAGGAAAUCCUAUCUUGGCCACCAUGAAUACCUGCACUAAUUAAGCCGCAGACAAGGUGUUGGGCAAACAGCAAGGUAUCCAAAUCCAGAGAGAGCAGAAAUGACCAUGACGGCCAACAAGAAUGCUAGUGCCACCAACAGAGCUGGAGGGAGUAAAGUGCCUCAGGAUACUUUGGAUCGGUGUCAGUCAGUCUCUCCGCCUCCUCUUUUGUCCCCACCCAGAAGCCCAGCCUAUCCCCUCAGUGACAGUGAGGAGUCCUGCCGGUCCACCAAGUUCACCAAAGUUUCCAAUUCCAGGCUGCUCCUCAAGGACUGGAGCAGCCGGGGGUCUGCGCUGAGAGGCACCUCCGGGCUCCCCUUAGACACGGACUCUCCAAACCACUCUCUAAAAGCUGUGAGCGUUGGCUCCUUGGAUAAAAGGCUGUCUGUUUGUAAGGCUGAGGACCAAAAAGAAACCCCCAAGGAGACUCAGGAUGGGGAUGGAAUAGGGAGCCGUCAGCUCACCCGGAGCACUCUCACCUUGGGAACUGCAACCAAUUUACGGAACAUCUCUCUCAGCAGGGCAAGCAUCCACUCCCAGGCACUGGACAUCAGGCAGAAGAUUACAGAAUGGGAGUGCCGCAAGCAGCUUUCUCCCAGGAUGAGCACACGCGUGGACAAGAGGGACUUCGGGGACAGAUCUGGCAGUGAGGGCUGCCCUAGCAUAUUGCCCUCUCCUUGCAGUGAGAAGACUUUUGAUUUUAAAGGAUUCCGGAGAAUGAGCAGAACAUUUUCCGAGUGCUCCUACCCAGAAACAGAGGAGGAGGAGCUCCCGGACAGAGAUUCCUGCCAUAGGUUGGAAAAGAGACCAAGUAGGAGCGAGGCUCCUUCCAAUGCUUUCUUCAAAGGGCAUGUCAGAAAAGAGACUUCUGCCGUGCUAAACAGAAUACAGAAGAUUGAACAGGCAUUAAAAGAACAGCCUGGCAGGGGUCUCCCUCAGUUGCCAAGUAGCUGCUAUAGUGUUGACAGAGGGAGGAAAAAGUCCAUGACGUUGGGUACUGUGGAAGGUUUGAGUGAGAACGUGAACGAUAGCAAAGGAGGGACUGUUAGUGUUGGGAGGGAUCCAGAAACACCUACUGAGACUGAAAAAAGUAAUAAAACGAAACAAGGGGCUACCACAGAUUCUGGUAGCCCUAAGUUGCUCCCUGAGAGCCCAGCUAACACAGCAGUGAACCCUGUCCCCAAACCCAAACGCACCUUUGAAUAUGAAGCUGAUAAGAACCACAAGAGUAAACCAAGCAAUGGUCUACCUCCUUCUCCUACACCUGCUGCUCCUCCCCCUCUCCCAUCCACCCCUGCUCCCCCCGUGACCAGGAGACAGAAGAAAGAGUCACGCUUUCACAGAAAGUCCCAAAAUAGAAAAUCCUUUGAGUUUGAAGAUGCUUCAAGCCUGCAGUCUUUGUACCCUCCCUCCCCAACAGAGAACGGUACAGAAAGCCAGCAUAAGUUUGGAUCCAAGAGCACUUUAGAGGAGAAUGCCUAUGAAGACAUUGUAGAAGGAGAUUCACCCAAGGAAAAUCCAUACGAGGAUGUGGAGCUAAAAGGCCGUCACGCAAGCCGAAAAUCCCAGCAGCUCUCUGAGAAUUCCCUAGAUUCUUUGCACAGGAUGUGGACUCCGCACGACAGGAAGUACACAUCGCCUCCCCAGCUGCCUUCAAAGCCCAGCAGCCAGUCCCUGCGCAUUGGGAACUGGUCUGAGAGGAAAAGCCAUCGCUUACCACGACUACCCAAGCGACACAGCCAUGAUGACAUGCUGCUUCUGGCUCAGCUUGGUAUCCCCUCCUCCCCUUCCAGUCUGAAUGAGGACAGUCUGAGCACCACAAGUGAGCUGCUGACCACACGCAGGGCUAGGAGGAUCCCUAAGCUUGUACAAAGGAUCAAUUCUAUCUAUAGUGCAAAAAGAGGGAAAAAAAGAUUGAAGAAGCUUUUGGUGUCCAAUAUUGAGACAGCAUCACUGCGAGAUGAAAACAGUGAGAGUGAAAGUGACUCAGAUGACAGGUUUAAAGCUCAUACCCAGCGUCUCGUCCACAUCCAGUCAAUGCUGAAGAGGGCUCCUAGUUACCGCACCCUGGAAUUGGAACUGAUUGAAUGGCAGGAGCGUGAGCUAUUUGAGUAUUUUGUGGUGGUCUCUCUGAAAAAGAAACCUUCUAAAAAUACUUAUCUCCCAGAAGUGACAUAUCAAUUUCCCAAGCUUGAAAGGCCCACCAAGCAGGUGCGUGAAGCAGAGGAGCGUCUCAAAGCCAUCCCACAGUUCUGCUUUCCUGAUGCCAAGGACUGGAUCCCAGUAUCCGAAUACAACAGUGAGACCUUCUCUUUCAUGCUGACUGGGGAAGAUGGCAGCAGAAGGUUUGGUUAUUGCAGAAGAUUACUGCCAAGUGGAAAAGGUCCACGCCUACCUGAAGUAUAUUGUGUCAUCAGCCGGCUGGGUUGCUUUGACUUAUUUUCCAAGAUCCUGGAUGAGGUUGAAAGGAGAAGGGGCAUCUCUGCUGCCUUGGUUUAUCCAUUUAUGAGGAGUCUGAUGGAGUCUCCUUUUCCUGCACCUGGAAAGACAAUCAAAGUCAAGACUUUUCUGCCUGGAGCUGGAAAUGAGGUGAUAGAGCUUCGGCGUCCAAUGGACUCACGUCUGGAACACGUGGACUUUGAAUGUCUUUUCAAGUGCCUCAGCGUACGACAGAUCAUCAGGAUCUUUGCUUCCCUUCUGCUGGAGCGACGCGUGAUCUUCAUAGCAGAUAAGCUCAACACCCUCUCAAGCUGUUCUCAUGCUGUGGUGGCUCUGCUGUACCCCUUCUCCUGGCAGCACACUUUCAUUCCUGUUCUUCCCUCAUCCAUGAUUGACAUUGUCUGCUGCCCUACUCCGUUCCUGGUUGGACUGCUGUCCAGCUCUCUGCCCAAGCUGAAAGAGCUGCCUGUAGAAGAGGCUUUGAUGGUUAACUUGGGAGCCGAUCGAUUCAUCAGACAGAUGGAUGAUGAAGACACACUAUUACCUAGGAAAUUGCAAGCUGCUCUGGAGCAGGCUCUAGAGAGAAAAAGUGAACUGAUAAAUCAGGAUUCAGAUAGUGAUUCAGAUGAUGAGUGUAACACCCUGAAUGGAUUAGUAUCAGAAGUUUUCAUCCGAUUCUUCGUGGAAACUGUUGGCCACUAUUCCCUGUUCUUAACUCAGAAUGAAAAAGGAGAGCGUGUCUUCCAAAGGGAUGCUUUCCGCAAAUCUGUAGCUUCCAAGAGUAUCCGUCGCUUCCUGGAAGUCUUUAUGGAAUCCCAAAUGUUUGCUGGGUUUAUACAGGACAGAGAACUGAGAAAAUGCAGGGCAAAAGGUCUCUUUGAACAGAGGGUUGAACAGUAUUUGGAAGAGCUUCCAGACACUGAACAAAGUGGAGUAAACAAAUUCCUGCGAGGUCUUGGAAAUAAAAUGAAGUUCCUACACAAGAAGAAUUAACUCCUUUCUACUGACACGUCAAUCCAAAGACUAUUUAUGACACUGCUUGAGACACUUACAACCUUUCAGAUUCUGGUGCGGGAGGAGAAUAAGAUAAGCUGAAUACAGCUUUAAGUGACUGUAAAUGCCGUUUGACAAUGUGCCAGCAAAAAAAAAAAAAGUUUAUAAUGACUCCUCUUUAUGUAUUUGGACAGAAUUUGUAAAUAAUGUGCUGUAAGCUUUCUUUUUUAAUGAGCAAGAAAAACUGUGGUAAAUAUUUGUAUAUUCCUGAGAAUAACAGGUGCUUCUUUCUCUAGUAUGAAUUGAGUUAUGCUUGGUGCAAAAUGAAUAGCUAAUUAUGUGCAGCUGACUGUCUCAGCAGAACCACUGACUUCGAAGGAUGUUUGUGAGAACAACACUGAUGCCUGAAUAUUGUAAUAGUGAAUGAACUCCAGGGUAUAGAGGAAGAGGUUGUAUGCAAGGGGACUGGUUUUAUGUGACAGAGUUUAUAAUUUUCUCUUGUUUUCCUACUAAUCCAUUCAAAAAGACAGAAAUAACAGGUAACUUUGUAAUAAGCUACUUGGUUCACAACAGAAUUUCCACUUGGUUUGAACUAUGGUCAGUAAAUUGUUUUUUAAUGCAUUCUGCACUAUGACUGCUAAAUAUGAGGAAAUCUCAGUUCUUUGACAUGCAAGCUGCAAUAAUUAGGUACAGUACAUCCUUUCCUAAUAUAUGUAUGUAUGGUUUUUAAUAAACUGUGUAAAUAUACCUGUUUGUUUAUGUUCAUUGGAUUCCCUCCACCAUUUCUGCUACUGUUUGAAUAGAUAUAGAAAGAGUAAAUUUGCUGUGAUUUUUGUUGAAUAUCUUAUAAUUAAAAUAUAAAAUGAAUAAUAUACACCUAUCUCUUAGUAGGAUUGCUAUUUCAUGAAAUUUAUUCUAACCUAUUUUCUUACUUGACACUAGAUCACUUGGGAUGUUACCCGACAGUCUAUCUCACCAUUUUAUCGAUUUUAAUCUGGCAACAAAAUCAUCUUUCAAAAUGUGUUUGUUCAGGUUUAUUCUUUUGGUGGGACAAUAACAUCCUAGUUUUGUCAUUAUUAACAUAAUGGGUUAAAUGUAUCCCAACGAGUAAACUUUCAUGUUGAUUUUUGUAAUGUGUUUAAAUGUCUUGAGAAGGAAACAGAUUGAGCAAUGCAGAUAUGGAGGUGGAAAGGAAUAAUGAUAGGUGGAAGAGGGGGAUGCCAAAUCCCAGUCUUUGCCUUGAAUAUCAGUGCAGCUCAGGCCAGCACUGACUAGAUGUAUGUUAGUCAUAUCCUUUUCUUUGCAUUACCUAAGAAUUAAUAUCCUAAGCACUGCAGAGGGUUUAAGUGGGACAGAUGUACUGGCCUUAUCCUGGCCCUUUGCACAAGGGGUGAAGUCACCCCAAAUUUGCCUAAUUUAAAAUUAUUUAAAUUAGUUGAUCCUUGACCAAUUUUAGUAACAUACCCAUUGUCUGCUACAUUGCUGUUCAUUUAUUAUUUCACUUAAAUCCUUAGUUUCAAAGAGGGUAAAUCAGAAAAAGUUUGCAAGCUUAUCAACUAAUACAAAUUAAGAGUUACUUCCUCCCCCUUAAACGCAUUCUCAGUAUAUAUACUUUUAAGUUUUUAAAACUUGAUUUCUGUGCUUAUCAAGACGAUUUGAGGCUUGCGCAACUCCUAACCUGUCAGUGGUUCAGGUUUGCUACCAGCCUCAUAGAAUAAAAUGGAGGGUUUAUUCACUGAGAAGGUGAAGUAAUUUCCUUUCCAGCAAUUAUGUCCCUCACAUUCAAUUCUAACAUAAUAUUUUUUUGUAGUGUACAUAAAAUGAAAUGUGUACGAAACUGAAAAUACAAAGUGCCUUUGAUACACUGGAGAUGUAUCAAUGUAAUUUAUUUCCUUUUUCACUAACAGUUUCAUAUUGUGCUGUAUUUGGUUGCAAGGGCAUCUCAUUACACUGCCAUAUAAGAUUUAUCCAUGACCUCUGGCCUUUGUUCCCUGAAUUAGAGGUGACACUUUUGACCUUUUGAGGUUGACUCUUGCACUUUUAUAAAUAACCCCUGCUAAUGAAUCUAUGGAACAACAUGAAGUAUCUUCUAAGAAAAUCAUGGAUACAGCACCCUGGGCUGGAGGAAAUGGCUACCAUAGGAACAGUUGUUACAAACACAAGAGAAAAAUGGCCAUAAAAUACUCCAAAGGCCAGGAGAGUGCCCUAUCAUAAUAAAGCACUUAUCCUCUCACAUUGAAGCUGUCUUUCUCCCUUCAUCUGUGCUUCAGCUAUCUAGGUGGAAAGCUUACCAAUUUUACUUUAAUUUGCCAUCUGUGUAGGUAUUAUUUAAAGCAUACCAUAUGUUGAUACACCUCCCCAAAUGCAUAUGUUGUUUCAGGUUUGGUGCCCUGUAUGUAAGAACAAUAUUGGACUGUUAAGAUGAUGACAGCAUGUGUAUAUUCCACAGUAUUGCACAUCCUUCCUUGAUUCUAAAAUGUAGCGUGGUGUAAAUAAUACAAUUCUAAUGUUUUUUGAAAACCUGCCUUUCAAAUCAUCACAUGAACAAAAAAUAUUGAGUUAAUCAUUCCCAUCUGUCUGUUAGUCAUUACAAAGUCCUGGACAAGGGAAAAUUACUUAAACAGCAUUUAAUAGUGAAAGCAAAAAUCUUCAACAAGAAAAAUCAGAUCAGAUGGUGGACUUAUGUUCCAAGCCAUAAGAAAUUUGUAUAAUCCAGAAAGUUUAAAUAAAAAAAUGCAUAAAAUCUUAA
Molecule: messenger RNA, 6383 nt
Organism: Malaclemys terrapin pileata
Lineage: Eukaryota; Metazoa; Chordata; Testudines; Emydidae
Gene: DENND2B
Product: DENN domain containing 2B
Exons: 21
Coding region: 263-3634 (1123 amino acids)
Biological process (GO): positive regulation of ERK1 and ERK2 cascade
Source: RefSeq, a predicted model, not a curated record